Messenger RNA from Coregonus clupeaformis (lake whitefish), 1273 nucleotides. RefSeq names its product E3 ubiquitin-protein ligase RBBP6-like. Gene Ontology annotation, cellular component: nucleus. The annotation marks the transcript as partial. Gene Ontology annotation, biological process: protein ubiquitination; ubiquitin-dependent protein catabolic process; mRNA processing. Gene Ontology annotation, molecular function: zinc ion binding; ubiquitin protein ligase activity. The transcript has 4 exons. Lineage: Eukaryota; Metazoa; Chordata; Actinopteri; Salmoniformes; Salmonidae. The record is from RefSeq and is a predicted model, not a curated record.
GUCGACGCUGAUUUCUGUCAACGAACCUAACCGGCUAGCAACUUCAAAAUGGAAAGGAAUAAAAACAUUGUCUAGAUAUUUGCGUGGAAUUAAAUGACUAUUUUCUUGAAAUGUUACCGUUUUUUGUUGUAGUAUCCGGUUAAUGCCUUCAUGUAAUUUGGGUUGACAGCGUUUUUAGUUAGGUUUUUUGUUUUGGUAUAAAACUAGCAGCAAGCUAACUGUUAGCUACGUUAGCUUUACGAGGAGGCCAAACUUAUUUUUCUUUAUUUUCUGUCAUAAUUAACUACUUAGCUGCCAUUUAUACUGUGAAUAAAUUAGUUAGACAUAUCGUCGUGCUUGCUAUGUUCGUUUAGACUUGUGUAUUUUCAAACUCAUUGAUUCUCUUGAGUGAUCGCAUUUAUUUUGUUUUGGACAAUAAGGACGCAAGGACUGUAGUGUUAAUUUCCUACCUUGGCUUCGGACACAUUGUGUUUAUUUUAUUAUGUCUUGAAGUACCUGUCAAAGGAAAGGAAACGUUUUACACUAUGCUUCUGGAAGGCGGUGUGUUGUUUUGGGCCAGUUGCCACGGUCCAAGACUCUAAAGAAGUGAUUUCAGUCAACUAACGACUCACAAUCAACAUCAACUGUUUCCCUCGACGCGUUGGAUACUAACGUUAGCCACCGAGCUCAGCUACUUCAAUUCACUUGCUCUGUAACAUUUGACAGCUUGCUUAUCGGGCUAGUCAACCCCAUAUGAUCAGUUUUCCGUCGGGGGGGACAUCUUAGCUACCGUUGUGCCUUUUUCCUUUCCAUAAUGUCUUGUGUGCAUUAUAAGUUCUCAUCUAAACUCAACUACGACACGGUCACUUUCGAUGGCCUGAACAUCACUCUAGCCGAUCUGAAACGACAGAUCAUGGGUCGGGAGAGACUCAAAGCUGUCGACUGCGGGCUACAAAUCACCAACGCCCAAACUAAAGAAGAAUACAAAGACGAGGAGGCCCUCAUCCCCAAGAACUCCUCUGUCAUCAUCAGAAGAAUACCCAUCGGAGGAGUCAAGGCCACAAGCAAGAUAUAUAACGUUGAGCAUUCUUCAGACCACAAUCACUACCCCGUCGGACCCUCCAAAGCAGAUCAUUCUUCAGACCACCACCACCACUACCCCGUCGGACCCUCCAAAGCAGAUCAUUCUUCAGACCACCACCACUACCCCGUCGGACCCUCCAAAGCAAUUGAUGAUCAUGCUGCUUCUAUAUCACUGGCCCAACUCUCUAAGGUAUACUAUAUAUUCUCUCCU